GAGCUCGUACUCUACCUAUCGUUGAGCCGUCGAUAGCUUCUGAAAACUUCCGCGUCAGGGAAGCGUAGCGGAAGAGCGCAGGCGCGAAGCAUGUCGUCUUCAAAGGGCGACGUUAGCCUGUCCGGCGGUCAGCUGGCAUCGCCUGGUACUUCUGCCCCAAACCUUAUCCCCCCUGGUACACCAGGCACUUCACGCUCUGCGAGGAGACGAGGGGCAGCAAAAGCUCGCGAUGGAGGCGGCCCCUCGGCAGCAGCUACGAGUGGAUCCAAAAAGGAGAAAGACAAGGCUGUCCACAAGACGUUUGAAGCGUCCCUUAACGGACAUGCGUAUUUGCCUUACACGAUCAUCAGGUCUGGGAGCCCAUCCUCGCAUUCGCCGACAUUUUCUCGCGAUGGAGAGUUCUUCUUCAUGCCGACAGGUGCCGCGGUCAAGGUGUAUUCGCGUCUGACAGGCGAGGUGGUAUCCACACUUUCGAUUCCGCAGCGUCCUUCGUCUUCCAGGUCGACGAAGCCUGGUCAGCCAUCCACUUCGUCUAUGUUCACUGAUCUGCGCAUCACAUGCAUCUGUUUGCACCCGCUCAAUCCGCUACGUCUAGUCGCUGGCUGUUCAGACGGCAGUAUUCGGAUCUGGGAUUAUAUGGAAGGGGCUAUGCUGCAAACGCUACCCAUUGUACCCGGCCUGCACAUCAGUCAUAUUGCUACGGUUGGCGAUGCAUACUCCGAGAGGAGAGAGGAGAUUCUGGAAAGCCUGUCGAAAGAAGAACAAGACAAGCACAUGGACCUUCGCCAGUGGGUGUUUGUCGUUCUUCAAAAGAGGAAAUUAAAACGCAAGGAGCGAGCCGCAAAGGCCCAAACGCGUACAGAAGCCAGCGCGGAGACUAUACAAACAGAGACUAGGGCGGGGGAGAAAAUGGAAGGCGAGCAAGAUGACGGCGAAGAGCGAGAAAAUUCUCUCAUAUACGCAGUUCAUCUGCGAUACUCUCUUCAAGCCAACAGAGGGAUAGAGCAUAAUCGCUUAGCUUUGCGCCUCGGCAAGACGCGUGGAGCGGCUGCAGAUCUCCAAGCCAGUGCGGAUGGCAGAUUUUUGGUCUGCAUCGGGAACAAGAAACUGCAGAUUGCGCUUCUAGAGAAGCUCAUGACAGCCAAGUUGGACUCAACUCAGGCCUCGGAUGCCCCUGAUGCAGCUCAAGAAAUGGUUGUGAAUGGCGGAGUCAAGGUAGCGUCAACGUCGAACGCAGCUGCCAAGCAACGGAGACCGCGCCAAAAAUCAGAAUUGCAGGGGCCCGAAGAAGGGUUCAUCAAGUUUGCCACCACGUCACACCUGACGUGCUUGGCACUACCUCACGAUCCCGAGAUGGAGACAGUCGCCACCGGAGACGAGAACGGCGUGAUUCGUCUCUGGCACAGCUGCUUGGAUGAAGAGAUGCUGAUGAAGAUAGCACGUGACGAUGAGGCGAUGCGGCAGCUCUCGUCUGCCUCUGUCAACGGAGCGGUCGCAACAGAAGCGACAGACAAGUAUCUGGCCAGCAGUACGUUGCACUGGCAUGCGCAUGCUGUUGCAAGCCUGGCGUGGAGCUACAACGACGCACAGCUUAUCAGCGGAGGAGAGGAGGCAGUCCUUGUCAUCUGGCAAAUUGGAGCAGCCGGAGGUGCGUCGGGCAAUCAGACCAAAAAGGAGUUCGUUCCAAGGCUGCGGGCCCCCAUUGCCAGUGUUGCAGAGAUCAGAGGGUACGAAGGCAGGGACGGAGAGUACCUCGUCACGCUCAAAGAUGGCAGCAUCGCAUUCAUCAGUGGAGUUAAUCUGAAGCCAAGCCGGACUUUGGCCAGGAUCCGGAUGGACCCCACCCGCUCAAUGCUGCCGGAAAGUCAGCGGCGUACCCUUCCGAUGCCGCUAGCUGUCGAGCCAGUAUCAGGCGCCUUGGUCCUGUCGGGUAGUCACCCUUCGGAGCUGCAGUUCUUCCAUCCCUCUAACGAUACGCUCGCAUAUGAGCUCGAGGUCACGCCCUCAAAUCGAGUGUCAAGGCCAGACGAGGAGUUCAUCGAGCCAAUCCGAGUACAACACGUGGCCUUCGCCCCUGCAUGCUCGCAACCACAGCAUAAAGGGUCCCCCCUGGGCAUGAGCCCGUGGAUGGCGGUCGUUGACAAUCGUCAAGGAGGCGAAGGCGUCUCGCAGGAGAUGGCUUUGACUUUCUGGCAAGCGCGACCAGGCAAAAAUUCGACAGGCUACAACCUCAUUUCUCGCAUCCACAAGCCACACGAGAAGGAGCUGACAGCGAUGGCAUUUUCACCACGCGCCCAGCUGUCAAGCGAAGCUCCUGUUUUGGCGACUUCCAGCUACGAUGGAACUGCCCGCAUCUGGCAACUCUCCUCUCAGCUUGUCAAGGGCAACAGGCGAGAAGUCUUUUGGUCGCUUAGCUCAGUCUUUUCGUACCGUGGAAACGUUGCGAGAGAAAUCUCCUUUUCCCCCGAUGGAACCCUUCUUGCUGUUGCCCAUGGCACUGCAGUCACAAUCUGGGACCUUACGAGCAACGCAAUGAGGCUUGCCUUCGUGUUACCGGAUGUCAAAUCCUUCUAUCAUGUUUGCAUUGGAGGACGCAGAGGGCGCUUCGUGGCAGCCUCAGGGGGCAAGAUUGCCAUUGUGUGGGAUCUAAUCACGCAGCAGGUCGUUCUGCGCCAUGUCUUCCCCGGCAGUGGUAUAAUCUCUGGCGUAUGGUCGCAGGGCAGUCAGCAGCCUCGUUUCGUCAUCGCCCUCGAUGAAGUCAGUACAGGGGAGGUUCACUUUGCCACUUACGACCCUCAGCAUGCAUCGCUGCAAAGUGCUGGCCGCACAUCUUUCUCUCUGCGCGCCAUUGCACCCCUUGCUUCACGGGAAUCUUCGACACCUUCUUUGCGCGCGAUCACCGAGAGCUUUGACCUUGUCGACAUUGGACCGCAAGCGAACGAGUCCCGCCAGCCCGCGAAGAGCAGGUCACUUCACACAGCGUCUGUAUCGAGACGCAGCCUUUUCCAGGACUUGUUUGGUUCAGAAGAAGCGCCGCAGCCCACUCACUCGCUGGGGGUUCCCUCGAAUGCCCUUGCUGCAGGCGGUGUUCUCAGUUUAUUCACAGCCCCGGCCCACUUGCUUCCGUCUAUGGAGAGCAUCUUUACGCCUUUCCUGAAUGGCAUUCUUCCACCAAAGCCUAUCUCCGCGAAAGCGGGCACCCCAUCAGAAGUCAGCGCAGCUUCACAAGGUCCUGCAGAUGAAGUUUCUCCAUUGCGUCCAGCACAGCAGCCCCUCUCUGGUAAUUCUUUGCAAGUCAUCGCUGCGGCCGACUUGACGCUAUUGACACGAACGUUCCGCGACGUCCUUUCUAUGAGUGCGACUCCGGCGCCAGCUCUUUCGAAUGGAAAGGCUGCCAAAGUGAAUGUAUUGGCUCGAGCCCCAGCGACGCCUUCAACCACAGUGGUUAGCUCUCCAAACACUGCGGCGUCGAAAAACACACCUGGCUGCUCAAACAAGAGUCCCAAGGCGAAUGGAAGUGGGAAGAAGCGGAAGGCGGACUAAUGUAGCUUAUCGGCGAUAGUAGGACGCGUUUGGCAGGUCCAGCCGAGUUAUGGAGUUUAUCAAAAUCAGUACAAAUUAUGAACACAAGAUCCUUCCCUGCCAAGAAAGGACGUGGGUGGAUCGACGACGGGGAGGAAUGCGAUGAUGAUACACUCAAAUGAUCUGAUUUUGCGGCAGCGGCU
Messenger RNA from Tilletiaria anomala UBC 951, 3725 nucleotides. Its product is annotated as WD40 repeat-like protein. The transcript is spliced from 3 exons. The record is from RefSeq and is a predicted model, not a curated record. Gene Ontology annotation, cellular component: nucleolus. Gene Ontology annotation, molecular function: protein binding; RNA binding. Lineage: Eukaryota; Fungi; Basidiomycota; Exobasidiomycetes; Georgefischeriales; Tilletiariaceae. Bases 91 to 3543 code for a protein of 1150 amino acids. Gene Ontology annotation, biological process: positive regulation of transcription by RNA polymerase I; positive regulation of rRNA processing.